This is a messenger RNA of Talaromyces stipitatus ATCC 10500, 1249 nucleotides long. RefSeq lists its product as uncharacterized. Bases 90 to 1079 code for a protein of 329 amino acids. Lineage: Eukaryota; Fungi; Ascomycota; Eurotiomycetes; Eurotiales; Trichocomaceae. The record is from RefSeq and is a predicted model, not a curated record. The transcript is spliced from 2 exons.
GACUCAAAAAGCACCGUAAUCAUCCAAUAAAUUCAGGAAAUUAAUCACACGUUCGUCUUUUUAUUACGUCCAAGGUGUAUAUCGGAACCAUGUCGACUAUCCCCAAGGCACGACAGAGCAACAUCACAGGGUUAACCGUCACGCCCGAAAAAUGGGGCUCGCACCCCGAACUAUCACGCUCAACCAUCAAAAACUGCACAUUCAAGAAUCUCGAUUCAGCCACCAAAAUCAGCCGCUCAACAAUAUCAGAGUCAUCAAUCUUCUAUGAAAUAUCAGCAAUGAAGCCGAAAAGGGGAACGGUCAUUGAACGUUCUACAGUUGACAAUAGUCGCGUAUCCUAUUCCUCAACUGUGGAUCGCUCUGAGGUUAAUGGCUGCUCGAUCACGGAGUCGGCGCUAGACAGAAGCAAGUUUCAUAACUGCACCGUCUCAGCAGGGAGUAACGUCGAGCGCACAGAGGCCCAUGCAAGUACUUUUACUGGCGCGAAGGCGGUGUCUCGCUCUGUGGUGAAUAAUAGUGUAGUCAUGGGCCUGAGCACGGUUGAAAGAAGCAAGGUCAAGGAUAAUUCUGUUGUCACCGAUAAAUCUGUCGUUGAACGGACGGACUUGAUAAAUGCAGUUAUUACGAGGAGUCGUGUGGAGCGAGCGACUAUAAAAGAUUGCGAUGUCACGGAUUGUAUAAUCGAGAGGACGGAUUUUACGGGGAUGAUUUUGAGGUAUGGCAUUUGGAAGCGUGGGGAUUUGGUGGGGAGAACGUCUACGAAGCAUGAGGUUGUCAUUAAACCGAGACAGAAGUCCGGGGCGUCGAAUGCAAGAGGUGUGUCGUUGCCAGAGCAAUCUGUACAGAAUCCGGGGCUGGGAUGGAAGGCUACUGAAGCGGGGGCGGAGAGAGUUGUGGACGAUGAAGAAUCGUCACCGGAUGACUGGGAUGAUCUGGAAGAGUCAGAGUCUGACGAGAUAUCUGAUCCAUCUUCGAUGCGGAAAAUGAAACAGACUCGGACACAAAAUACUACUCGUCAAACGUCGGCAGCAGGGUUUGGAGCAGAUUCCAAUGAUCCUCCGCCGCCCUAUGAGCAAUAGCCUCUGCAGGGCUCAAUAUGGCUUCAGUGACUCUACCUCCUGGUUGGUGCUUCGGGCUUUUAUGACAGAUAUCCGUUUCUUCAGUGUAAUAGUUUGGUAUAUAGUACUUUAUUCCGUGGGUCCUGUUCUUAUGACAUCAACAGCAUCUACACAUAUAUUACGCCCUUUCU